UCCUCUUUUAGUUUGACCGUACGGUAGUGCUUUUAAGAUGUCUGGACGCGGGAAAGGAGGCAAAGGGCUUGGCAAAGGAGGCGCCAAGCGCCACCGGAAGGUUUUGCGAGAUAACAUCCAAGGCAUUACCAAGCCAGCUAUUCGCCGCCUGGCCCGUCGUGGGGGCGUCAAGCGCAUCUCUGGGCUGAUAUACGAAGAGACCCGAGGAGUUCUCAAAGUUUUUCUGGAGAACGUGAUUCGCGAUGCGGUGACUUACACGGAGCAUGCUAAACGCAAGACAGUGACAGCCAUGGACGUGGUCUACGCUCUGAAACGCCAGGGCCGCACUCUGUACGGCUUUGGCGGUUGAGCUGUCUCCACAGCGCCCCCUCCACUCAAAGGCCCUUUUCAGGGCCCCAAAACGUCAAGAAAAGAGCUGUAAACACCACCAUGCAAGCAUCAGGUUGGGUACGGCAGAGCGGUGUCUUAGAUAUGCGACGUUUGCAACGGAGGCAAUUGCUCUGGGUUAGGUGUGACAUAAGUUGGCCAGAAGCAUUAGGUCUAUGGGCUGGGGUCCCCUCUGCCUUGGACAGCCUGCGAAGUGACUCCUGGGGGGGCCACAGUCAACUUGAGCGUAGAUGUCUACGUUAGCAGAGCUGUGUUUUAAGAGCAGUUCAGCUCUUGGCGCCGCAAUCCUCCCUCCCAGAGUAUAUAUAGUGGUUGCUAUGUAAAUAAGGGUGAGCCGACUUGCCCCUUCCCAUUGGAUAGAAGCGUCUGGCGUCAGGGGCGGGUCCUCGCGUUGUAACCAACCGGGUAGGAGCAGAGGCGGGCGGUCGCGGUGUGUUAAGUUUUCGGCAGACACAACAUCUUUGUUUGUAUGUGGAGCUGAGGAUGGAACCCGGGCCAUACUCAUGCCAGGAGGCUUCUUGCUUACCAGUUCCUGUGUGCCAAGGCCUGAUCCACCAGCUACAUACAGCCCUAGUCCAGAGCAAACCUCCGAUGUUUUCAUCAUUGAUUGGGCUGCAGCCAUACCAUCUGAUAGACCUGACUUCAUCAUAAGGAAGGAGAACCUUUUACAAGGAUGUUCUUUCUUUGAGUACUCAUUCUCAGUCCUAGGGUACUGUCUUUCAGUGUAAUAGAAUUCUCUGUUAUCCUCUCUUAUUUAAUUCCAUUAUCACUCAAAUUAAUAAUAUGCUUGUGUCUUCUGACUAAUAUGAGAGUUAAUGUCAUUUCUACUAUUUUCUAUUUGAAGGUUUUUAAAAGAGCUAUACAAGUUUUUGAUCACCCAUUAUAUGUUUUACAUAAAAACAAAUGACUAUUUUUCUUUGUCUAGUUCUUGUACAGAGGAGUCCAAAUUUAUGACAUCAGUCAUGAUUAUAUUGUAUGUUUUACUAAUACACUGAGAUAUUUACAGUAAUAAUCUACAAUCUUAAGAAUAUGCAUAUUACUUCCAAAUAUGUUGACUAAUUUUUCAAGAGAAUACUGGUGAAUACUUGUACAAUGUGAUUUGCUAUAGAAUUUUUAUAAGCUAAUAAAAUGCUUUAAUAACAAAUCAACCUAAA
Molecule: messenger RNA, 1541 nt
Organism: Marmota monax (woodchuck)
Lineage: Eukaryota; Metazoa; Chordata; Mammalia; Rodentia; Sciuridae
Product: histone H4
Exons: 3
Coding region: 38-349 (103 amino acids)
Biological process (GO): nucleosome assembly
Cellular component (GO): nucleosome
Molecular function (GO): DNA binding; structural constituent of chromatin; protein heterodimerization activity
Source: RefSeq, a predicted model, not a curated record